Sinocyclocheilus grahami is the source of this 6607-nucleotide messenger RNA. RefSeq names its product rho guanine nucleotide exchange factor 12-like. Gene Ontology annotation, biological process: G protein-coupled receptor signaling pathway. The coding region runs from base 1400 to 5740 and encodes 1446 amino acids. Gene Ontology annotation, cellular component: cytoplasm. Lineage: Eukaryota; Metazoa; Chordata; Actinopteri; Cypriniformes; Cyprinidae. Gene Ontology annotation, molecular function: G protein-coupled receptor binding; guanyl-nucleotide exchange factor activity. The transcript is spliced from 40 exons. The record is from RefSeq and is a predicted model, not a curated record.
UGCGGAAGGAUACGGCAAAAAGUGGUGAAGCGUCGCAGGCGGAGGAAUCCGGGAUGUGACUUGACUGAAACUCGGGAAUUAUCUGGAUUUUUGUGAUUUCUUCUUAAUCGUUUAUCAUCUUCGUACAGCGCCAAACUGACACAUGUGACAACGCGCUUGUAUAGAGACGGAAUCCUUGGUGUACAGAUUUUGUUGGAAAAAGACCGGCUAAAAACUACUGAAUUUCGGAAAACAUGGAGACAAGAAGGGAAGGACCCGACUAAACCAAAGUUUCCAAACAACUUAUUCCAAGAACAGAGGGAAUCCUUGUUCGCGAGACGAAAACAACGUGUUGCACAUCCGUCAAGUUUGGAUUGUAUUUUACUGCUGCUUUGAAACGAAGCUGUUUUGAGCAGAAUUCCUGAACUGGGAACUAUGCCCCGCUGCCCCUAGAGCAAACAUCAAACGAUUUGUAACGUUUUCUCCCGAUUUCGCAGUGGAAAAUAUGGGAAUUCUAGAAAUUGAACUAGGUAGGGAAGGAAUUACAAUGAAAGGUUGAACCGUGUGGAUGCUUUAAUCCAUCCUUUGAGUGAAUUCCCCCAGAUUUUCACACAUUUGGAGUGGCCAGGAUACGUUCUUCUGGAGAAAAAGUCCAUUCAGCGUGUAAGGGGCCUAAAAAAGAUGUAUAUUUAGUUAACAGGCUUACUUUGCACUGCCCAUUCAAUUGACGGUGUGGUCUGUACUGCAAACGGACGGUUUGUGCAGCAGUGAAAAUCCCACGUUUGAGAUUAGGUUGAGUUUAGGAAUGCCGAGCUGGAAGUAUUUCAGUGGGGGAAAUGAUAGAAAGCCGUCGAGAUUUACAAAGUAGAGCUGGAGCGAAGAGCUUUUGGACUGACGCGACAUGCAGCCGGACAGUCUCCUUCAUUCGUAAGGCAACACAUUAACAAAAGAUUGUUUCUCUGGCUUUACUUCCAGCCGAGCUUUGGGAUUGACAAAGGCGACUGUAUCCAGACAGAGGCGAGGGGGAAGCCUGUCGGUCUGUGGUGGCAUUUUGGCUGGGAAAAUCAUGAAGCGUCUCAGACAACAGAAAGAGUUUUUCUCCAUUGAUCAUCUAUGUGUUUGCGUUUAGCAUCGAUUUCCUUUGCUAACUCUUGUGUUGUGUAGCGCUACAGUCAAAUGACACCGACUACUGAAACGCAGACAAACCGUGGAAAUAUCAAACAUAAGCUUGUUUGUUUCUGUUCUGUUCAAGAGGAGACUUUACCAUUCACAUCAAGACGGAACUGUCAAAAUUGAAAAGUGCCACCCGGCUGUUGUUGUUUUGUGUUUCUUUUAUUUAUUUUUUCAAACACAAAGGUGUUUUACCAUGGUAAAAUGCUAAUUGGAUAAGAGCUGAAGAAAAUCAAGAAAGGAAAGCCCAAUGAGCGGCACACAGUCCACGCUUGCUGAGAGGUUUCCCAAAAAAGCGAGCAGGACAGGAAGUAUUCUCAGCAAGGACCAUCCCCCAGACAAAAAGCCCAAAAGCGACAAGGCGUCAGUCCCCCCCUCGCAUGAGUUUGACCCCACAGAACUGGCUGUUCAAAGUGUAGUAGCCGACGGAAGGCCAGAGUCCUGCGGGCUUGUGCAGCGUUGUGUUAUCAUCCAGAAAGAUGAGAAUGGCUUUGGGCUGACAGUGAGCGGCGAUAACCCUGUGUUUGUACAGCUUGUAAAAGAGGAUGGAGCUGCCAUGCGAGCUGGUGUUCAGACAGGUGACCGGAUCAUAAAGGUCAAUGGGACAUUAGUUACACAUUCAAAUCAUGUAGAAGUUGUAAAGCUAAUAAAAUCGGGCUCCUAUGUGGCCCUGACAGUUCUGGGGAGACCGCCAGGCCUGCCUCAGAUCCCCCUCUCAGACGGCGAGGGGGAGGAGGGGCCUCUCUUCUCACUCACCUCCCCUCACUCCCCGGGGCCCAUCGGUCCAGACCGCUCGUCUUCCUCCCCCAACCCCUCGGAGCGCAAACCGACCCCUCUGUCUGUAUGGGCCAUGACGGAGGAGCACAGCAGGAACCCUACACCUAAACUACUGAAGGAAAUCCAGGAUGCCAAGAAGCACAUUCCACAGCACCAGGAGCAGCUCAGCAAGCCCUCUGGGACUGGACAGGAUGGCUCCUUAUCUCCAAGGCCAGGAGAAGGAGAGCAGGAGGAUAGAGGGGGAGAUUUGGAUCGACCCCCUUCAUGGCAGGGCGAUGCUGGAAUUGAGCCAGCGUGGACCAACAAUACCACAGCCCCUGUCACUCCCAGUCCUGUCCCAGAGAGUCCAUGCCAAAGAGAGACCCCCUGCCACAGCCCAAAGACCACACCCCGAGACAACCUCAACUCCUGUCCUUCACCGGAUGCCGAAGACACACCUGACCUUGAUUGUCAGUCGAAUGUGGGGAGCCCCUCCAUUCGUCCGGUAGCACACAUCAUUGGUGCUGAGGAUGAAGACUUUGACACAGAGCAGGAACAGUUGAAUGGCCAGUGUAGCUGUUUUCAGAGCGUAGACCUCCUGAAAUCUCGGCCUGCUCACCUGGCAGCUUUCAUCCAUCAUGUGGUUUCUCAGUUUGACCCUGCGCCGCUGCUGUGCUACCUCUAUGCUGAACUUUACAAACAGACCAGCUCCAAAGAGACACGACGAAUCCUCAUGGAUACCUUCUUCAUAGAAAAACCAGCUAGCUUGAAAGUAACAGUGCCCGAAUCCAUCAUCGCUGACCUGGAACGGACUGCACACUCAAUUAAUGCAGAAAGGAAGAGGCCGGAGCCCAUCUCAGAGGACGUCCACCGGCAAUAUGUGCAGCAGCUGCAGGACACACUACUACCUGACAUCCAGAAGAACCUAGAAGACUUCAGGCACAAGCGCAGUAUGGGUCUGACCCUGGCUGAAGCAGAGCUAGCCCGUCUGGAUACAGAGAGAAUGAGAGACCGUGUGGCUCUGGAAAAAGAGCGAUCCUGUGCAGAGCACAUUAUCUCUAAGAUAGAGGAUGUACUAUUGACGUCACAGGCCACAGAGGAAGAUAAGUGUAGCACCAUGCAGUUUGUGAUACUGUCGUAUAUGAAGCAGCUCGGCGUAAAAGUGAAGGAGUCUCGAGGGCUGGAGCACAAGCCCAAGCUAAUGAAUCUUUUCCCUAAAAUAAAGAAAAGCAUAAAGCCUGAGAAAGAUGGAAGUGAGGAGAAAUCAAAGAAAACACGAUUUCCUAGUGUCUUUCCUCAGAGACGGCCGAGCAGGAUUGACACUUCAGCAAUCAGCAGGGCUCUGGAGCCGAGGCAGCGUCAGACAAAGCCUCAGCUGCCGUUGGGUGCUGGAGAGCAGGCAGACGGGUCGUCUCCUCCCGUACGGAGCAGUCAGUCGAGUGAAGGCUCAGAUGGCACCACUGCCCAGGUCACGUCACCCCCUUACAGUGCUCCAGCAGCACAGGGCACAGACAGCAUCAACCGAGAGUCUGAGGCUGGUGGACUUCCCUCUUCUGCACUACCUAGACUGGGAGACGGUGUCGUCUCGGGAGAUCUGCAGGACUCGUCCUCUUCAAACACUCACUUUGACUUCAGCCCCUGUACACUGGAGCAUCUACAGGAGGAGGAAGCUGAGACAGACAAGACGCAGGACACCGGCACCCCCAGGCCUGACAGGAGCAGGAUGGAGCCGCUGGGCUCUGGAGAGGUGCAGAGUGAAGAUGAUCAGUGUGCUGAGAUAGAGCUGGAGCCUCCUAACUGGCAGACGCUGGUGAGCAGAGAUGUCCUGUCCACACUUACCCCUCAGGAAAUCAAGAGACAAGAAGUCAUCAACGAGUUGUUCUACACAGAGAGAGCACACGUUCGAAUGAUGAAGGUCCUGGAGAAUUUGUUUUACCAGCCGCUGAUCCGAGAGGCCAUCAUCCCUCCUGCAGACAUCAAAAACAUCUUCAGCAACCUUGAGGAGAUCGUUCAGCUGCACAUGUCUUUAACAGAACAAAUGACUGCGGUUCGGAAGAAAAAUGAGACGGCGCUCAUUGACUCAAUAGGAGAUGAUUUGCUUUCCUGGUUCAGUGGAGAAGAAGAGGCGAAGAUCAAGAGAGCUGCGGGCAUGUACUGCAGUAAUCAGCCUUUCGCCCUGGAACUCAUCAAGAGCAAACAGAAGAAAGACCAGCGCUUCAACUCCUUUAUACAGGAGGCAGAGAGUAACCGACAUUGUCGCAGGCUACAGUUAAAGGACAUUAUUCCUGUGGAGACACAAAGACUCACAAAGUAUCCCCUCCUGCUGGAGAACAUCGCCAAAUACACAGAGGAUCCUGAGGAGAGAAGUAAAGUGAAACAGGCUGGCGAAUGCUGUCGAAAGAUUCUCACUCACGUCAACCAGGAGGUGAAGGAAGCCGAGAACAAACAGAGGUUGGAGGAUUACCAGAGACGACUGGACCUGUCCUCACUGAAGCAGAGUGAGAACCCCAUGAUCGCCGAGUUCAAGACCCUGGACUUGACUAAGAGGAAGAUGGUGCAUGAGGGACCGCUGUCCUGGAAGGUCAACAAAGAUAAAACUAUUGAGCUGUACACAUUGCUGCUGGAGGAUAUAUUGGUGCUACUUCAAAGGCAAGAUGAGAAGCUGAUCUUAAAAUGCCACAGUAAGAAUCUGGCGGGCACUGCUGAGACCAAACACAUCUUCAGCCCCAUCAUCAAACUCAGCACUGUGAUGGUGCGCUCGGUUGCCACCGACAACAGGUCAUUCUUUGUGCUCUCUAUGUCUGAUAAUGGAGCCCAGAUCUAUGAACUAAUGGCUCAAACCGUAUCUGAGCAAAAGACGUGGCAGUGCCUGAUCACACAAAGAGCCGAUUGUAUGAAGACCAAACUACACAACAUCAUUCCAUUACCUCAGACUGACGGGGAACGUGAAGCGGUCGAGUUAAUAAACUCUGGUGUUCAGAAACUAAACAAAGACUCUGAGCCCAUUUCUUUAGUGAGCAUUCAGUCUCCAGAAAAAGAUGGCACAGAGAUCAUGCCAACCCCACCAUGUAGCACCAACCCAUUUGAGACCAAAUCUGAUGAGGAGGAUGAAGAAGAAGAAAACUCACUACAGAAUCAGGCUGAAGAUGAUGAAGCGUUCGUGGUGGCCGAUAUGACCGAUCGACUUACAUUCCUGAAGCAGCGCUCGAGGCUGGGCAUCGCCAUAGACGAGGACGAGGCCGAGGCCUUCGAGCUCCAGCCACUCAGAGCUGAUGAAGCUCUCAGAACACUGGCAACACUAAGGCAGCUCCUGAUCAACCACAUGUCCAGUCAGGAGGACACAGACAGAGACAUCGAGAGGCGAGAGCAAAAGGAAGAUGUGGCGAGGACAGGCUCUCAGCAGGGGGCGGAGGACAGCACUGCGAUCAGGUCCGCUGUUGAGAAUGGCUCAGAGAGGGCUGAGAACACACAGGAACUGCCCUCCGGAGACACAGGCUUCUUUGAGACGUCUGAGGAUUGUGUCUCUGCAGGCAGUUACAUGGUGCUGGAGGUGUAUGGAGGCUCGGGCGAGAGCAGCACAGAUGAUGAUGUGCAGGGCAGCAGCGGGGAGCCAGUGGCCGCGGGAGACUCAGGCAUUGACUUGAAGAAGCUCCUCUCUUCCUCCUCUCAGAGCAGCGGAGGACCAAACCUCAACAGACAGAUCAUGACACACAUACGUCUACUACAGGCCAACCUGCAGCAUCUGAAGGAUACAGAAAUCAAGUAUAACCAGCUACGCCAAAGGCUAUCAAAGGAAACAGCUACUGACACAGAGGAAAACAAAGAUAAAAGUUAGUGAAGCAGAGCUGUCUUUGUUUAUUGAGACGGGAGGAGACACAGAGACACCCCUCCUUAAACAUCGCUCAUGCAUGGACUGAGACAGACAGAAUGGACAAGAUCUGGAGUUUCUGUUCACACCACACAACAGGACGACCCCAGUCACUCGCUCCAAAUCUCUGUCCUUCUGCACACCAGCAUGGUCAUGGUACUUUCAGAAAGAUUGCCAUGUAAGGUUUCAUCACUCCACCAUCUGCAUUCAGAGGACAGAAGACUCAACAUUCCUUCAGCAAACCUCCUAAGAUAUUAGAGUCUAUAUUAGCCAAUGAAAGUACAGCGUGAGUGGUCACAUGAUCUUUAACCUCACUAGCAUGAUAAUGAUGAGCAGUUAGUUCAGAUAGAUAUUCGCAUAAACCGAAUGCCUGACUUCUGUUUUGAUACGGCGUGCGGUAUAUGUGAUUUUACGAUGUAGAAACCAUGUUUGACAUCAGCGUGAAAAACUUCUGAUUGAAGUCCUGUACCGCUAGAGCGCGUUAUUAGAUGUGCGGAGAAUAUUGAUUAUCACAUGAGCCGUCUCAAAGAGGAACGGUCAACAUUUGCUGACUGAAGAUGAAGGCAAAUGAUACUAGUAAGGUAAUGAGUCUGAGGAUGGGCUGAUGAUUGUGGUGGUGUCUCUCCUCAUUCCUCCUCUUAAUAAACCACAUGCUAUUUAAUGAAGCUACUGAAAGUGUUUUCUCUGGCUUGUGGCCACGGGAAAACCGGACCUUUCGUAAUGUCGUCGGGUCAAGCUGUUAUAACACGCGUCAGGCAGCUCGGCCCGAUCUGUCUUUCGGAUUUUCUUGGUUUUGAGAAUGAAGUUAAAUAGAAAGAAGCUUCAAUGCAGGAA